UAGUGAGAGAAUCGCUUUUAAAUACUCGAUCUUUGUAAUAGCAAAGUCAUUCAUCGUCAGGCAAUUGCUGGGACUAGUUAAUUGAGUUUCGUUUGUAAAAUUAUUUGCAUUCCUUUUUGAAUAAUUAUUGUUUUGUGUGAUCUAGUGUACAUAACAAUAUACCAGCAGAUAUCCAAAACAAGAUGAAGUUUUUGGUUCUUCUGGUAGUUUUUGUGGCAGCAGCCAACGCCGUUUCCAUUUUCGAGCUAGUCAAAGAGGAAUGGCAUGCUUUCAAGCUUCAGCACCGAAAAAAAUAUGACAGUGAAACGGAGGAACGAUUGCGAAUGAAGAUAUAUGUGCAAAACAAACAUAAAAUCGCCAAGCAUAACCAACGUUUCGAUAGAGGCCAAGAGAAAUACAGACUGGGCAUCAACAAGUAUGCCGAUCUGUUGCAUGAGGAAUUUGUCCAGACACUUAACGGAUUCAAUCGUACUAACCCAAAACAUGGAGGUCUUCAGGGUGUUAGCAUUGAAGAGCCUGUUACUUUCAUAGAACCAGCAAAUAUCGAACUGCCAACGACUGUUGACUGGAGGAAAAAGGGUGCUGUCACCCCUGUGAAAGAUCAAGGUCACUGUGGAUCUUGCUGGUCGUUCUCCGCUACCGGAGCUCUCGAGGGACAGCAUUUCCGCAAAACUGGUAAGCUGGUGUUGCUCUCGGAACAGAAUUUAAUUGAUUGCUCCACUAAAUACGGAAACAAUGGUUGCAAUGGUGGUAUGAUGGACUUUGCCUUCCAAUACAUAAAGGAUAACCACGGUAUCGACACGGAAAAAGCUUACCCUUAUGAGGCCAUCGAUGACACUUGUCACUUUAGUCCAAAGUCUGUAGGAGCCACCGAUAAGGGCUUUGUUGACAUUCCUCAGGGCGAUGAAGAGGCUCUUCAGAAAGCAGUGGCUACUAUUGGACCAGUAUCAGUGGCUAUAGAUGCUUCGCACGAAUCUUUCCAGUUCUACUCGGAGGGUGUUUAUUAUGAACCACAAUGUGACUCGCAGAACCUAGACCAUGGUGUUCUAGCCGUUGGAUACGGAACCAGCGAAGAUGGUGAAGAUUACUGGUUGGUGAAGAACUCCUGGGGCACCACUUGGGGUGACAAAGGUUACGUUAAAAUGGCCCGUAAUCGUGAUAAUCAUUGCGGAAUCGCUACGGUCGCUAGCUACCCGUUGGUGUAACUGAGCCUGUUGUUCGAUUUGUGAAUAGAGUGUGGGAAAUGAUCGUGUUUUAAAAUUUUACAUUUGCACUUAUGUUUGUAUGCUCUAAUCGAAUACUUGCGAGAUAGCCAUAAAACAAAACAUUUUUUUUCGCAUUAGAUUGAUAAGGACAAAAAUCCUACAUACAUGUUAAUCGAAGCAAACGGCAGCGCGGACAAUUUUUUAAAAUACGUUUAAACAAAUAUGUUCAACUUGGUAGUGUCUUUUUUAGUGAGAUAUAAUCUGUAAAUUUGUUGAAUGUAACUUUGUGUAUUACAAUUUACGUGUAGAAAAGAAAAUAAAUAUCGAAAAAACAUUUA
Molecule: messenger RNA, 1543 nt
Organism: Malaya genurostris
Lineage: Eukaryota; Metazoa; Arthropoda; Insecta; Diptera; Culicidae
Product: cathepsin L
Exons: 6
Coding region: 183-1205 (340 amino acids)
Biological process (GO): immune response
Cellular component (GO): lysosome
Molecular function (GO): cysteine-type endopeptidase activity
Source: RefSeq, a predicted model, not a curated record